ACUUUUAAGGUAGAUUCAAGAGAAGGUUACUUGUCUCAAAAAGAUUAUAGAAUUCUAGAUGAAGAGAAAAAGUUUUGGUAUGAGGAGUUAUCUAAUGAACUUGAUUUAACUGACUCUACCUGUAAUUUAGAAGAUGAAAAA
Messenger RNA from Dentiscutata erythropus, 141 nucleotides. The record is from the annotation of a GenBank genome assembly. Lineage: Eukaryota; Fungi; Glomeromycota; Glomeromycetes; Diversisporales; Gigasporaceae.